GUCAUUUAGACCAGAGGUUCAGACAUUCUGCAUAUAACAGCACUCACUGGUGCACAAAGAGGAACAAAUCGCUUGAAUUUUUAUCACAAAAUGAUUUCUAGAUUUUAUUUUCAGUUUUUCUGGAUGGGGAUCGUGUCUGUAGUCGCACUGGAAAAAGGUCCAGGUUGCACUGAGGUGCUAAACGAAGGCACUGGACAAGAAAAGACAUUGGCGUUCUAUUACAACGGGGACAUCGAAGCUUGUCUCCCUUUCUUCUACAAAGGAGAGGGCGGCAACAACAACCGAUUCGCCAGCGAAAAGCAAUGCCUGGCAAAUUGUUCCUCAAAAUAUAAGGAACUCUAUCCGGAAGGAGAGGAAGUGUGCAAUUUACAGAUGGACCCGGGCAGUUGUUUUGCCAGAAUUGUCAAGUUUUACUACGACAAAGAGGAGAAAGCCUGCCGCCUGUUUCUUUAUGGAGGCUGUCAAGGAAAUGGCAACCAUUUUGAGACUAAAGAAGAUUGUGAACAAAUGUGUCGAGGAAAGGCUGGAAGGACAUUAGGAGGAGCUCCCAGUCCUGAUGAGCAAACGGUGGAUGUGGGUUUGAUUGUGGGCAUUCUGGGUGGUGUUGUGUUUGCAGUGGCAGUGAUUGCUACUAUUGCACUACUCGUAGUCCAAAGGAAAGCCAAACGUACUGACAUGAAGAAAGUGCCCACAACUGAUGUUGAAAUGACCUAAUGACGUUAAUGAAAUGAGCUAGAUAAACAGAAGGCCAGGGCUUUGUGUUUGUGUGUGUGUUUUUUUGUAUAACCUUUUUAUUACUCAACUGGAUUUUUAAUAAGAACUAUAAACCUUUAAUAAAAUAUAGUUUGAGUUUAAUAACUGAAUACACAACAUACAAGAUAAAAUAUUAAUAUGAAUAGAAUAUCCUAGCAUUUAAGUGCUAAUUGACUCUAAUUUGGCAUAACAUUGGCUAACAUUAGAAAUGUACAGUAAAUUUAACUGCUGCAGCACGUGUAAAUGUUGUAUUGUUUUACAUAAAAAUAAAGUGGGUUUGUUUUACCUAAAAAUGAAGUGUGCAUGAAUGUCUAUUUUAUUACUUUUAUAUUUACUGAUUUUAUUAUUUAUUAAGAAAUCUGUCUUUUGUAAAUGAAGUCACCGCUGAUUUCUGCUCUAUUGUUGAGUCUAUUGUAAAUUUGUCAGCAUUCUGUUAAUAUGACACUGAAAUCUGUUUUAAAGAUAAAAGCAUGAAUGCUGAAUACAUGUGACCCAGAUUUUUUAACCCUUUGCAAUAAUUGUGGCUAAAUUAAAU
Clarias gariepinus (North African catfish) is the source of this 1288-nucleotide messenger RNA. RefSeq lists its product as uncharacterized. Gene Ontology annotation, molecular function: serine-type endopeptidase inhibitor activity. Bases 91 to 714 code for a protein of 207 amino acids. NCBI's taxonomy places the organism in Eukaryota, Metazoa, Chordata, Actinopteri, Siluriformes, Clariidae. The transcript is spliced from 6 exons. The record is from RefSeq and is a predicted model, not a curated record.